Messenger RNA from Schistosoma margrebowiei, 1202 nucleotides. The record is from the annotation of a GenBank genome assembly. Lineage: Eukaryota; Metazoa; Platyhelminthes; Trematoda; Strigeidida; Schistosomatidae.
AAUAAUUUCAGACGUGUAUAAAUGAUAGUUCAGAUAACCAAAUAUUAAGGUUAUUGAACAUUUGUUGUUAUCAAAAGUAGUAACAUUAUCAAGCAGUAUUAAGGAUUAUUGAUUACAUUGAGAGAAAUAUAUAUACAAAUUUGAUUGAAAUUACUUAAUAUGAAAUUUAAAGACAAUUCAGAAUUUGCAACUGAAGAAGACUAUGAUUUCAAGGCUUUAAAUUAUACACGAAGUUGGAUAAUUGCAGGUUUCAUAAUUUUGGCAGUGGCCAUUGCUUUGGCUGCUGCUUCCGUCGCCCUACCAACAUUUGUUAUGAUCGCUCCAUCAGUGUUUGAUGCAUCCAAUGCCAAUGUAAACAAAGCUAGAAGUAUGGGUUAUACACAAGUAUGCUUUACAUCAGAUAACACAUGCCAGAACCGUGAUCCAAGUUAUGUAGAUGAAUAUUCAGCAUUAAUGACAAAUCUGCGUCUUGCUGAAUUGGCUAUGCAUUCAAUAGCAAUAAUUAUCAUGUGUAUUUGUUUUAUUGCUGCUCUUGCAUUGAUCAUUGUUUGGUAUAAAAAGAAUAAAGAUAAUAAAUGUUUCAGAAAUUGGCGAUUAAUUAUAGGGAUAUUUCUUAUGUUAGCUGGAUUUUGUCUUCAAAGUUCAAUAAUAAUGUUUCAUGUUGAACAAUUUGAAGAUAAAUACGGUAAAUCAUCUGGAUACCCAUAUGGAUUUAAUCAAUGGUCUGAAAAACAACGUACAACAACAUCUAUUGAUUAUGGUUCUGGAUACAUUUUAUUAUGGCUUGCUACCAUUUUAUGUUUUAUAUCAGCUUGGAUAUUUCUUGGCACAUAUUGUUGUUGGACAUUAGAUGAUAUCGACACAGAUGAUGAUAAUCCAACUUUACCAAGAUAUUCAACUGAUUCCAGCAAUAUGAGCAAACGUGGAACUCAACCAUCAGUUAACAAUCAAGAAGACUGAUUGACCAGAGGUGAAGACGGAAAAGUAAUUAAAAAUGAUAUCCUGCCAAUUGUAUACGUACUAAAAAUUAUAAUAAUCAUUUGUUAAAAUAAUGUGUAACUAUUUGAUGUGAUAUAAUUAACCAUAAAGUUUUUUUCAGUUUAUAAAAAUAUCAAUAAUAAUGCAAUCUAUAUCAGUAAAUAAUAUCCUGUUAUAGCUUUUUUCACUAUUCUGGUUAUGAAUAACACUUGAGAUAAAUUAAG